ACAUUGUACCCUGCUAAUCUUAACUGUGACUAAUUCUUUCUUUGCCGAGUAGUUUUAUAUUUAAAAAGGAAAAUAAACAUUCCACGUGGAGUCGAUCUGUGAUGUUUUUGAGAGGUAACCAAAAGUGAUGGAAAGUGAAGGGAUACUUGGGAUUUCAUAUUCAGUGAUAAUAGCUACGUUACUCGUUGGAAUAGUGACAUGGAUAUUUUAUGAUCAAGUUCAAUUUUAUACAAAACAUUUGAUUGCAAAUCUAAGUUGGCAGGUGUUUUCAAUAUUUCCUAUCAUUUCAUCGCUAUUUUAUGGACGCAUACCAUCAAAUAGAAGGUUUUUCAGCAUUGGUGUAAAACUAGCCAAUAAGUACCUGAUUGGGACUAAGUACAUAGUUAGGGGUCAGAAGUAUGUCGAUGAUGACUUCGCCUGUAUCAUCAUUUCUAACCAUCAGAGCUCUCUUGACGGAAAUUUCAUGGUCCAGCUUGGGAAUUAUAAGGGCUCCAUUGUUAUAUUGAAGAAAUCCCUCCUCUAUGCCUCAGGUCUUCUUGGUAUCGCUUUCUACUGUACUGGUGCUAUAUUUGUAGACAGGAGCAACCCGGAGAGUGCUAAAAAGUCUCUCAAUAGCGCUCUGGAUAGAAUUGUCAAAGAAAAGUUAAAACCUCAGUUUUACCCCGAGGGAACUCGUCACAUGGGGAAAGAAAUGUUGCCAUUCAAGAAGGGUGCAUUUGUGAUGGCAAUUCAAGCGCAGAUCCCGAUACUUCCUGUGGUUACUUCUAGCUAUCGCCAUUUUUAUGAUAAAAAGAAGAAA
Saccostrea echinata is the source of this 799-nucleotide messenger RNA. Its product is annotated as 1-acyl-sn-glycerol-3-phosphate acyltransferase beta-like. Gene Ontology annotation, molecular function: 1-acylglycerol-3-phosphate O-acyltransferase activity. The transcript is spliced from 5 exons. Gene Ontology annotation, cellular component: endoplasmic reticulum. Gene Ontology annotation, biological process: phosphatidic acid biosynthetic process. The annotation marks the transcript as partial. The record is from RefSeq and is a predicted model, not a curated record. Lineage: Eukaryota; Metazoa; Mollusca; Bivalvia; Ostreida; Ostreidae.